GCGAGAUUCUGCGAGAUGUGGCCAGUUAGAUAUAACCUUAUCAUUUAUAGUCUUUCUUAAUCGUUUAGUACCUACUUUUUUAAGGACGAGCAAAGUCUGAAAACCGUGCCACCCAUAUUUGAUUGUGUUUUGAAGGCGACCGGUCGUAAAAUAAGGAGCCGCCUUGAGUUACUCAUUGAUGUCUGCUAGCCUGCAGCUAAUGUUAGCUUCCCAACAUCAACAGGAAGUAACGAGCAAGCUAAAUCCUAAUGUCUUGCAUUUUAAAUUCUCCAGACAUGAACUGCACUUUGGAGAAAGUCCUGGCCGAUGCCAAAUCGUUGGUGGAAAGGCUCCGUAACCAUGACAACGCUGCAGAGCUGUUAAUUGAGCAGACAACCUAUCUCAACAAGCGGGUGGAUGCAAUGAAGCAGUACCAGGUGGAGAUCGACACACUAAACCAAGUUGCACGUCAUCGUCCUCGAUCCAGUCUGAUCCUGGGCAUCCAGCAGGAGAACCGUCAAAUCCGAGACCUCCAGCUGGAAAAUAAAGAGCUACGGUCGUCGUUGGAGGAGCACCAGUCUGCGUUGGCGCUCAUCAUGACCAAAUAUCGGGAGCAGGUGUUCAGGCUGCUCAUGGCCAGAAAGAAGGAUGACCCUACCAUUGUGAGCCAGCUGAAGGAGAAGCACACAACGGAAAUGCAAGCGCACAUAGACAAGAUCAACGAGAUGGCUUCUGUGAUGAGGAAAGCCAUAGAGGUGGACGACGGGCGGACAUGUGAAGACGAAGAGAGGAUUCAGCAGCUAGAGCUGGAGAACAAAGGACUGAGAGAGCUGCUAGGCAUCAGUCGUGAAGCAUUCCUCAUCCUCAAAAGCGAAGACUCGUCAGAAAGCACGUCGCUGUCGCCGCCACUGACCAACACUGAUGUCAGCUUACAGCAGAGUUAAUAGUGGAGCCACCCUUCCACGACUUGACUGCCGGUGCAUUUACUGUAUCACCUUCCUGCAUUUGAACUAUCACUUUCUUUAUUUUUGGUACUUCUAGGAGGUUUGUGUCUUUAACCACAGCCUGUGGCACUUACGAAAACUUGAACGUGUGAUUGUGCUAAAGGAAAGUGUGCGAUAGAAUAAAUCCUAUAAAUAUGAAAUGUUUUAUUUUAUGCUCUUAAAUACAAAUUUCUCCCCCAAAAAACAUACAAUGUGAGACAAAUAAUCUGUGGUAAUAAGCACAAAUGUUGUACAAUGUCAAAAUAUUAUAAAUGUAAUAGCAGGCACCUUUUUACAGCUUUGCGUUAUUAUUCAAGCCAGCUUUUUAAGUAGUCUUUUUUAAAAUUCUGUCAACUUAAGCCAAUAUAUACUUUGGAGGGAGCACUGUCAUGCGAUACAGCACGGGUGUCCAAACUUUCUGACUUGGGGGCCGCAUUGGGCUGAAGAAAAUUAGGCCGGGGACCAAAAGUGCAUGUAAAGUAACUUUAUAUAUAUAUUAUAUAUAGGGAUGUCCGAUAAUGGCUUUUUGCCGAUAUCCAGAUAUUGUCCAACUCUUUAAUUACAGAUACCGAUAUCAACCGAUACAGAUAUCAACAGAUACCGAUAUAUACAGUCGUGGAAUUAACACAUUAUUAUGCCUAAUUUGGACAACCAGGUAUGGUGAACAUAAAGUAAUUUUAAAAAAUAAUAAUAAAAUAAGAUAAAAUAAAUUAAAAACAUUUUCUUGAAUAAAAAAGAAAGUAAAACAAUAUAAAAACAGUUACAUAGAAACUAGUAAUUAAUGAAAAUGAGUAAAAUUAACUGUUAAAGGUUAGUACUAUUAGUGGACCAGCAGCACGCACAAUCAUGUGUGCUUACGGACUGUAUCCCUUGCAGACUGUAUUGAUAUAUAUUGAUAUAUAAUGUAGGAACCAGAAAUAUUAAUAACAGAAAGAAACAACCCUUUUGUGUGAAUGAGUGUAAAUGGGGGAGGGAGGUUUUUUGGGUUGGUGCACUAAAUGUUAAGUGUAUCUUGUGUUUUUUAUGUUGAUUUAAUAAAAAACAAAACAAAAAAAAACAAUACCGAUAAUAAAAAAAACGAUACCCAUAAUUUCUGAUAUUACAUUUCAAAGCAUUUAUCGGCCGAUAAUAUCGGCAGGCCGAUAUUAUCGGACAUCUCUAAUUAUAUGUAUAUAUAUACAGUAUAUAUACAUACAUACAGUACAGGCCAAAAGUUUGGACACACCUUCUCAUUCAAUGCAUUUUCUUUAUUUUCUUGACUAUUUACAUUGUAGAUUGUCACUGAAGGCAUUAAAACUAUAAAUGAACACAUGUGGAGUUAUGUACUUAACAACAAAAAGGUGAAAUAACUGAAAACAUGUUUCAUAUUCUAGUUUCUUCAAAAUAGCCACCCAUUGCUCUGAUUACUGCUUUGCACACUAUUGGGAUUCUCUCCAUGAGCUUCAAGAGGUAGUCACCUGAAAUGGUUUUCACUUCACAGGUGUCAUAGUUUUGAUGCCUUCAGUGACAAUCUACAAUGUAAAUAGUCAUGAAAAUAAAGAAAACGCAUUAUAUGAGAAGGUGUAUCCAAACUUUUGGCCUGUACUAUAUAUAUAUAUAUAUAUAUAUAUAUAUAUAUAUAUUGAGAGUAUGUGAAAGUUGGACUCCUACAUUGUUUACUUCCAUGACGACCUCCUUAAAGUUUUGUAAUCAAUCAGAAAUAUCAAGCAGCUAAAAUGUGCCAAAUGUAGUUUUAAUUAUGUGUUGUGCAUGGACAUUUUUUUUAAAAUAAUAUCCGCAAAGUUCAGUGAGCAGGUUGUGUUAUGUGUGACCAUGUAUGUUGACUUUUUGUGUUGGUUUAUUUGCCGUUGUUUGGAUUGGGUCAUUUAUAAAAUGUGUUGUGAUCA
Molecule: messenger RNA, 2848 nt
Organism: Entelurus aequoreus (snake pipefish)
Lineage: Eukaryota; Metazoa; Chordata; Actinopteri; Syngnathiformes; Syngnathidae
Gene: fgfr1op2
Product: FGFR1 oncogene partner 2
Exons: 6
Coding region: 249-923 (224 amino acids)
Biological process (GO): response to wounding
Source: RefSeq, a predicted model, not a curated record